GUCUAAAAAUACUUUCAAAUCAAAUGUUGUUGUUUUUUUUUAUUGAAUAAAAGCAACCGCCUGUUAGAUUCAUCCAUUUGUAUUUUUGCAUCGGGUCAAGAGUGGAUGAACGAAUGCUUGUCAGAUUUUAAAGGCACUGUUUCCACUACAGAGAAAUGCAUUUAAACUAUGGGAAAGUGCAUUUGAAACUGAGGAUCGGAAGCAAGUCUUCACACAAAUUCAUGUAGGGCUACCAAGCUCCUGCCAAACAAGACCCCAAGCCCCUUGUAUCCGAUCCAGGUGACCUCCUGUGUUGUCCAUGUGGAGACCAGGCACGCGACCCGGGUCUGGGGAUAGCGAGAGCCCUGCUGUUUCGCAGAAACCGGCCGGUUCGAUCAGCCACAGCUGACGACACCUUGUUGAGGCGCAGAGUGAAACGCCAUAGCGUGGACCACAUGAAGAAGAGCGGUCGAAACAGUCUUUCUUUCGCGCCCGGGUGUGGCCUCGGUCGAGGUUCAGCUGCAGCUCUUGGCAAGACCAGAUCAACCAGUGAUGACUCGCUGUUGGCCUGUCUGACGUUGUGAUCCAAGAACAGUUCACAGGAGAAUCCCAGGGGACGUACAGUAGGUCAGGUAACAAAACCAUAAACAGGCAAUGACAGAAGACGCUUCUAUUUUUCUCAGUUACAGCAUCUCAAUAAACGGAACACAUUUUUUUCCCAUGGCAACUUAGGAUGGCCAAAUUUAUUUCUGGAGCAGGUCUGAAGUAGGCUUCUCUGCAUUCUCCGCAUGGUCUGCACAGCUGAUGAAAGGAUUCUGCUAUUGAUUUCUACCAGGUCAGUGGUGAUACAAGAAUAGAGCAUGCCCUUGUUGUGCUGUCGUGCUCAAUCGCCAAGGGACCAAGAUUCGGGGUCACUGCCUAAAACUCUCUAAUCGCAGCGAGCCGGUCUCCCUCUGGGUCCAGCGCUGCCUCCUCAGAGCCUCUCCUUUUAACCCGAGGCAAUUAGAAAUGGUCAACCAGUGCAAUUAAUCAGGUCAGUCUUUAUUAGAGGCGACCAGCGCUCGUUGUGGCACUAGAACGCUGCUUGCUUUUGUUUCUGUGUUGUAAGCAAUGAAUUUAAAUACCGAUUGUCUGUUUUUCUCCGGAGCCAAGAUGUACGCUGUUUUUGUGUGUGUGUGUGUGCUGUAAAUUGAAUCGCAGUGAAACCAAUACCAGGAAAUGUAGGGAAAAAAGGUGUAGCAGGGGUCUGUUUGUGUUGAUGUGCGCGCAUUGGAGAGCAUGAGCUGAAUAAUUAUUUAUAGUCAGAGGGUGACGGUAAAAUGAGAGCGUGCGAUGUGUGAGGAUGAUGAUGAUUGUUGAGCUCGUCCACCCCCCCCAACUCCACGACCACCACACCGCACACACCACGGUUACCCUCCCCAACCCUCUUCUUCCCCGCCCCUCUCCUAGGCUCUGCUGCACAGCCUGAGUCCGCCCUGAUGCCCGCAAUUACCGGGCUCGGCUGCCGCGUCUCCCCCCGGUUCUCACAAAGGACUUCACCUUCAGUCCGGCCGCAGGCAGGCGACGCGCCUCGGUCCCUGUGUGCGCCGCCGUCCACAGUAUCAUGGAGGAGAAGCGUCAAGGUCGUGGGCGCAUCUAGAAGCUGCUCGCGCGGGCGACUCGCCUAGGAAGUCAAGAUAGCGAGGUACAAUGAAUGAAGAGGCGCAGGUUAAUGCAAGCUGGCUGCCUCAGGACUACUCCCAUGCUGAAGGUGGCGCUGCAGAGAACGUGACAGCUGCCGUGUCUUCCCUAGUGCCCGUCGUGGACACAGAGCCCGAGCUCAUCGUCAACCCCUGGGACAUCGUCCUGUGCACCUCCGGGACCCUGAUCGCCUGCGAGAAUGCCAUCGUGGUCCUCAUCAUCUUCCACAACCCCAGCCUGCGGGCGCCCAUGUUUCUGCUGAUCGGCAGCCUGGCUCUGGCCGACCUCCUGGCCGGGCUGGGCCUGGUCAUCAACUUCGUCUUCGCCUACCUGCUGCAAUCCGACUCCGCCAAGCUGGUGACCGUGGGGCUGAUCGUGGCCUCUUUCUCGGCCUCCGUGUGCAGCCUGCUGGCCAUCACCAUCGACCGCUACCUGUCCCUGUACUACGCGCUGACCUACAACUCCGAGCGGACGGUCACCUUCACUUACGUCAUGCUGCUGGUCCUGUGGGGGGGGUCCGUCUGCCUGGGCCUGCUGCCCGUCACGGGGGUCAACUGCCUGCGGGACGAGUCGACCUGCAGCAUCAUCCGGCCGCUGACCAAGAACAACGUGGCCGUGCUGUCCGUGUCCUUCCUGCUGAUGUUCGGCCUCAUGCUGCAGCUGUACGUGCAGAUCUGCAAGAUCGUCCUGCGGCACGCCCACCAGAUCGCCCUGCAGCACCACUUCCUGGCCACCUCACACUACGUCACCACCCGCAAGGGCGUCUCCACGCUGGCCAUCAUCUUGGGCACCUUUGCGGCGUGCUGGAUGCCCUUCACCCUCUACUCCCUGAUCGCAGACUACACCUACCCCUCUAUAUACACCUACGCCACUCUGGUGCCCGCCACCUACAACUCCAUCAUCAACCCCGUCAUCUACGCCUUCCGCAACCAGGAGAUCCAGAGGGCGCUGUGGCUCAUAUGCUGUGGCUGCGUGCCGGCCAGCGUGUCUCAGAGAGCACGCUCCCCCAGCGACGUGUGAGCCCCCCUGGGGAACUGACGCACCCGUCUUCUCUUUGGGCACACGCUGGGGUGGGCGUGGGGUGGGGGGGGAGAGAAGGGGGGGGCCGCUGGAUGCUUGUGGCUUUUUUUAUUUUCGGUUUUCCCGGCUUGCGUUUCUCAGGCAAUCUUCAGGUAGCCAUGCCUUUAUCGUUCAUCCGGAGAAGCUGUGCUGGUUGGCUUUUAGUAGGCGCAGGUGUUGAAUGGGCCGGCUGUCUUUGUAAGUACAGUACACUUCUCCAUCCACCCUUCCAUCCAUCCAUCUGGUCGGGGCAGGAGAGGAAAACGUAGGCCCUACUAGAACUCAAGUGUGAUUCGUGAUCCGUAACCUAGAGACUCAAGACUUAGAAAAUUAAAAGGACAACAACUAUUACGUGCAAAAGCUUAGAGCCAAGACUGCGUGUAGGGAAAAGUACGUGUCUGCAUGAUGCAGUCUGUACCCAAGAUGCAGGAGAUCUGACAUGUUUUCUGAGAAUCCCUUUGCGCUCGGCUUCAUAGGAUUGAUCAUUGAGAUGCUCCACCACUCCCAGUAGUGACACCGCUGUGAGACAGCGGGAGGCAGGAGAGAGGAGGAUGGGAAAUUAGAAACGCAAGAGUCCCUUGCUCCUCAUUUCGUCUUGCUAGUCGAGGGGUUUCAAAGCGUUUCUGAUUGUUUUCUGCGGUUCGCCGAGGAAAUCCCUGCUCGAUGUGCACGUGAAACAAAGGUCUGUCUGUAUAAGCGACAGCAAGAAGGUACGAGCUGACACGCUCGCACACGCACACACACACACACACGCGUGCGCGCGUGCAUGCUCCGGUGGCCGAAGGCAGCAGCUCUGAUCGGCGAGCGGCGUGUCUCUGGCUGCACAUCACGAGCCCGGCCGCAGCUACAGUAACGUGCCCUGCAAGUUAAAAACGAGCCGGCAGAGCAGCUGUGCUAAAAAUAGAGCAGGGCUGGAGCUGAGGCUGUGUCUGCGGCAGACUCUCAAGAAUAUUAACUGGGUGACACCAGCGUGAGCCUUCUGGAUGAGCCGUCUGGAAAUUUGGCCAAGCUUUGGUGCAGCUCUUUUCUGUUUUGGAGAAAGGCUCCUCUUUCGCACCGAAGGGCAACGCAAACAGUAACGCGGUCCCUAGUCGCUUCGUGUUCGCGAGAGAGGAAUGUCUAAGCAAAACUGCUAUUAGCCCCAUAGCUAGAAAAAUCCACAAGCCACAAUGGAUGUAUUAAACGUAUAGUGACUCAGAUAAUGCCUUGAUUUAUAAAAAUGUUUUAAAAGUAAGCUUUUAAAUAGAAAUACCAUUGUUAGGUGGCUUUAUUUUAUCAUUAGAGCAUAGUUUAAUGAAGCUCCUUGAAGAAUAUUAUUCUUUUUAUCUUUAUGGUAGGGUUAGUAAUACUAUGUUUAAUACAAUUUUACAUAUCUCCUGGACUGUACAGAAUAACCUGAAAAUGUGCUGUCAGUGUAUUGAGUGUCUUAUA
Messenger RNA from Lepisosteus oculatus (spotted gar), 4149 nucleotides. It is a transcript of the gene gpr12, whose product is annotated as G protein-coupled receptor 12. NCBI's taxonomy places the organism in Eukaryota, Metazoa, Chordata, Actinopteri, Semionotiformes, Lepisosteidae. Gene Ontology annotation, molecular function: G protein-coupled receptor activity. Gene Ontology annotation, cellular component: cytoplasm; plasma membrane. The record is from RefSeq and is a predicted model, not a curated record. Gene Ontology annotation, biological process: regulation of metabolic process; adenylate cyclase-activating G protein-coupled receptor signaling pathway.